Molecule: messenger RNA, 828 nt
Organism: Plenodomus lingam JN3
Lineage: Eukaryota; Fungi; Ascomycota; Dothideomycetes; Pleosporales; Leptosphaeriaceae
Biological process (GO): tRNA aminoacylation
Molecular function (GO): ATP binding; aminoacyl-tRNA ligase activity
Source: RefSeq, a predicted model, not a curated record
AUGGCAGACCCUCUCGCCCAAAGAACAGAACCCCUUUACCAAAAAGACGGUCAACUCCACACCCACACCAGCAGCAUAACCUCCAUCCAACCACUCUCCGCCCUCCCUCCAGAAACCCAAGCCCUCUUCAAGCCACCCCCCGAAUCAACCCCCUACAUCCUCACCACCCCCUCUACAAUCUUCCAUGCCCAAGGCGGCGGCCAACCCUCCGACACCGGAACCAUAGCCCUAGCCUCCAGCCCCAGCACCCCAACCUUCCACAUCCACCAAGUCCGCAAACUCGCCCCCACAAUCCUCCACAUGGGCAUCUUCGCACCCGUACCCCACACCCCCUUCCCAACCGGCAUCCAAAUCACCCAAACCAUCGACGUCGACAAACGAAUCCUCCACUCCAGACUCCACACCGCAGGCCACAUCCUCGGCCUCGCCAUCAACCUCCUCACCGCUUCCGGCGCCCUCCCGCCCGACCUCAUCGACGGCAAAGCCUCACACUACCCUUCUGCCGCCUUUGUCGAAUUCACAGGCCUAAUCCCCAGCACUGCGAAAUCCGCCAUCCAGGCCAAAGUCGACGAGCUCGUGGCCCAGAACCUGCCCGUUGGUAUACAUUUCUGGACUGAAGACGAGGCCCGCUCAAGGUGCUCAGGGGUGGUGGGCGAGGUCAAGGGGGAUGCGGAUGGGGUGAGGGUGGUCAAGAUUGGUGAGGUCGGGAGUUAUCCUUGUGGUGGGACGCAUGUGUUGAGGUUGGCCGAGUGUGGAAAAGUGGUGGUUAGGGGGGUGAAGAGGCAAAAGGGCGUUAGCAAGGUUAGCUAUGAGGUGCAGGACGUGUAG